Dendronephthya gigantea is the source of this 1691-nucleotide messenger RNA. RefSeq names its product SWI/SNF-related matrix-associated actin-dependent regulator of chromatin subfamily D member 1-like. The transcript has 16 exons. Gene Ontology annotation, cellular component: SWI/SNF complex; nucleus. The record is from RefSeq and is a predicted model, not a curated record. The coding region runs from base 10 to 1419 and encodes 469 amino acids. Gene Ontology annotation, biological process: regulation of transcription by RNA polymerase II. NCBI's taxonomy places the organism in Eukaryota, Metazoa, Cnidaria, Anthozoa, Malacalcyonacea, Nephtheidae.
AAAAACAAUAUGGCGGCUUCACGUUUUGGUAAUUUGCCUGGAAUGGCUGGAAAUAUUGCCGUUGUUCAACAACAAAUGAUGUCUCAAAGACCUCAACAGUUUAGUCAAGGUCAUUUCCAGGCGCGCCCAGCUGGAGCAACACAGCCACCUCAAGCUGCAAGAAUGGCGGGUCAUCCUUAUAACAAUGCCGCUGGAACACCUCAGGGAGAUGGUCAGAGAAAACGUCCUGAUCCCAAAUCAAACAGGCGUGUGAAAAAGAAGAAAGCUGGAGACAAAGUUUUGCCACAACGAGUUCGAGAACUGGUGCCAGAAUCCCAAGCGUAUAUGGAUUUAUUAGCGUUUGAACGUAAAUUGGACUCCACGAUAAUGAGAAAAAGACUGGAUAUCCAAGAAGCUUUGAAACGACCAGUUAAACAAAAACGCAAAUUAAGAGUAUUUCUCACCACACAUUUUUACGGUGCUCGACCUGAUGCAGAGGAUGAGGACUCAAUUGUACCAUCCUGGGAACUUCGUGUAGAAGGAAAGCUUAUGGACGACCAAGGAACAAAACCGGAGGUUGCAAAACCAAAGAGAAAAUUUUCAUCGUUUUUCCGAAGUUUGGUGAUAGAGCUAGACAAAGAUCUUUAUGGUCCAGAUAAUCAUCUUGUCGAGUGGCACAGAACAGAUAAGACGCAAGAAACGGAUGGUUUUCAGGUGAAAAGGCCUGGGGAAGACAAAGUGAAAUGUACAAUUAUGCUUCUAUUAGAUUACCAACCUGCACAAUAUAAACUGGAUCCUCGUUUGGCUCGGCUACUUGGUAUUCACACUCAGACAAGACCAGUUAUCAUCAAUGCUUUAUGGCAAUAUAUCAAGACUCAUAGCUUGCAAGAUCCUAACGAAAGAGAGUGUAUUAAUAAUGACGUCUACUUUCAACAGAUAUUCGAGUGCCCUCGAAUGAAAUUUAACGAAAUUCCCCAACGCCUCAGCGCUUUGCUUUAUCCACCAGAUCCAAUUGUGAUUAGACAUUUAAUCAGCAAAGGGGAAAAGAAGACGACAUGUUAUGACAUCGACGUCGAAGUGGAUGACACGCUUAAAUCUCAGAUGCAAUCGUUUCUUCUCUCCACCGCAAGCCAACAAGAAAUAACCAACUUGGAUACUAAGAUUCACGAAACUGUCGAAACGAUCAAUCAACUUAAAGUUAGUAGAGAGUUCUUUUUAGGAUUUGCACAAGGACCUCAGGAGUUCAUUAGCAAGUGGGUAACGUCACAGAAUAGGGAUUUGAAGAUUAUGACCGAUGUUGUUGGAAAUCCGGAGGAAGAACGUCGUGCAGAUUUCUAUUAUCUUCCUUGGUCACAAGAAGCUGUGUGUCGUUAUUUCUAUACCAAGGUGCAGCAGAAACGGGCAGAAUUAGAGCAAGCUCUUGGUAUAAGAAAUACAUAGAUUGUCAUGCAAGUUGGAUUCAAUGACAACAGACACGACUUUAUGUAUUAUAUGUACGUACAACAGGCAACAGACUUUGGCAUCAUGUAUUAUAUGUACGUACACACGGUAGUACUACAGAACAUUAAAACUCUUUUUUGCAUACAGAACAUUAUUGAAGGGAAUGCGUUGUAUUGAUGUUUACCUAUGCGUUGUAUUCAUUCCAAUAUUUCCUGAAACCUUGAUUCAUUUACAAUCUGAAAGAUUAGCUAGAAAAAUCUUUUGUUAAAUAA